Messenger RNA from Centruroides sculpturatus (bark scorpion), 1338 nucleotides. RefSeq names its product phospholipid scramblase 1-like. Gene Ontology annotation, biological process: plasma membrane phospholipid scrambling. The transcript has 8 exons. Lineage: Eukaryota; Metazoa; Arthropoda; Arachnida; Scorpiones; Buthidae. The coding region runs from base 422 to 1255 and encodes 277 amino acids. Gene Ontology annotation, cellular component: plasma membrane. The record is from RefSeq and is a predicted model, not a curated record. Gene Ontology annotation, molecular function: phospholipid scramblase activity.
UAAAAGAAUUUAAAAGUUUUCAAUAUCUUAAGCUUAUUUUUCAAUAAUCGAAUAGAAGAAAAAUGAAAGGUCAUUAAAACUAUAUGGUAAAAUACAGUAAAGUAAGCAAGAUAAUAAGAUUACCGUAAUUUUAAUAAAAUAAGCCGUAUUAAUAAUCGUUAAAAUAUUAAUUUAUUAUUUCAUUACUAUAUUAAUUUGUUAUUCUGUGCAAAUACAUACUACAUGGCAUGGAGUUCCCAUAGAAACCGAACAAACAGAUUGAUGAUGUCAUAAUCACUGAUACUGAUCGAUGUCGAUAUCUUGAAGAAACAAAAGCAAAAUGUUUAGAAAAUAAGAAUAAUGAUAAAAUAUCGGCAACAUGUUAAUUUCAAAAGGAACUAUAAAUUAGUUUUUCAAAACGAGAAUAUUAAUUUCUAAAUUCAUGUGGGCAGAUCCUUUGCCCGGAAGUACAGGUAAUCAGUCACAGCCGAUUAAUCAACAACCUCGACAUCGUGACAGUAUAAAAUCAAUUGAUGAUAUCUCGGAUAACCAAGACGUAUCUGAUAGUGCUGUUCAAUGGAUGCCACUACCUUCAACGACUAUGCAAUGCCCUCCUGGUUUACAGUACUUGAUAUCACUCGAUGAACUGAUAUUAGACAGACAAGAAGAAGUAUUAGAUAUAAUGUCUGGCAUAGAGGGAAAUUACAGAUAUAUAGUAAAAAAUAGAUUUGGAGAACUCAUAUAUGCAGCUGCGGAAACGGCUACUCCAUUCAAAAGACAAUGUUUAGGAACUUGUAGAGAAUUUCAUCUUAAAAUAAUAGACAGUAGUGGACAAGAAGUGAUACAUGUACAUCGGCCAUGUCGAUGUAACUGCUGGUGUUUCCCUUGGAACAGCCAGAUUAUAGAGGUAGAAGCUCCAGUGGGAACCAUUAUAGGCAGAAUAACGGAAGAUUGGAAUUUCUGUACUCCAAAAUAUCGGAUAACAGAUCCAGAGGGGACAUGCGAAUUGACGGUCAAAGGCCCUUUUUGUACAUGUUCACUGUGUGGCGAUGCUGUAUUUCAUCUUCUGGAUAAAGAUGGAAUUACACAUGUUGGAAAAAUUACUAAACACUGGACAGAAGUUAAUCCAGAUCUAUUUAAAGAUACAGAUAAUUUUGGUAUAAGCUUUCCGAUUUCUACGUCUCCGGAGAUGAAAGCUGUUCUGAUAGCCAGCGUUUUUUUAAUAGAUUUUAUGUUUUUUGAAAAUACGGUAAAAAGUCAAAGAAGAGGGAAAUAAUAUAUAUACAAUAAUAUUUAAAAAUAAAGGUUGAAAUAAUGAAGAUUUAAACUUGUGCACAAGAAAUGGGACAUUGAAGUAGA